CGACAUCUGCGUGUCUUUUUUGCCUUCUACAACAGCUGCCUUUUAUACGAGCUAGUUUUGUACAGACAUCCGAGUUGUAAGAUUUACUAGGGGCCAAUGCCCAUUGGGUCAAAAGUGUUUGAAUUUGUGUUUUAUUUCGUAACUGUGGAAAGGUAGAAUGAUAUACUUCCGCGUUUUCUCGAUUCUCUGCACAAGUGUGUGUUGAUCAUCUGAAUCGGUGAAUUUGUCAAAACUUUAUAGUACAGAUACUGUCAAUUUCGUUGGGGAUACUUUGCAGAUGGACGCUCAAAUGGCGAUAAACGAAGUAUCUCAACGUGGUUUCCAAAUUUUAAAAGCUAUCAGCAUCAGUCCGAAUAAAUACAUAUACGACUUGUCCUUCAUGUCCGGCUCUGCUGGUGAUUCAACAAAGCUUUAUGUUGCUGUGGAAACUAAUGUCAAUUCUGAUCGCAUGUAUGCAUCCAGCAUAGAUGCAAGCUUGUGUCUUUGUAUUGAAUCCUAUUUAUGUACAAUUGGCUAUGGCUGUUAUGGUGAAGUCUUACUAAGUAUUGAAAGCACAAUUAAAAAAAUAACUUAUUCUAAUGAUCAGGUUCAACAAUGUCCGUGGUUCCCAAGUCAUCUCACAAAUGGAUACAUACCACAUGGGAUAGCAAAAUCUAAAUCUGGACAUUUGCUGAUCUCUCUGUGGAAUCACAAGCCACGAUAACAGUCUCAGGGAAAAGUUUGGAAAUUAA
Molecule: messenger RNA, 731 nt
Organism: Saccostrea cuccullata (small rock oyster)
Lineage: Eukaryota; Metazoa; Mollusca; Bivalvia; Ostreida; Ostreidae
Exons: 2
Coding region: 278-703 (141 amino acids)
Source: RefSeq, a predicted model, not a curated record